Raphanus sativus (radish) is the source of this 717-nucleotide messenger RNA. RefSeq lists its product as uncharacterized. The transcript has a single exon. The coding region runs from base 1 to 717 and encodes 238 amino acids. Lineage: Eukaryota; Viridiplantae; Streptophyta; Magnoliopsida; Brassicales; Brassicaceae. The record is from RefSeq and is a predicted model, not a curated record.
AUGUGGCACCCGAGAGGUAGAUUGAUUGAUAUUGCAGGAGAGUCAGGGACCUUCAAACUCGGUAUUGCAAGGUCUGCUCUAAUAUGUGACGUGCUGAAUGAGGCAGGUUGGGGUUUUAGACGUUGUCGGGACAGAAGUAUGCAAGAGCUCAUAAGCUUGGUGGAAGCUCAUCCUCUGCCAGUAAAUAGGCAAGUGCAAGAUGAUGUUUUGUGGCGCAAAAAUGAUGCUGAUUUCUGCAAACAUUUCUCCACUUCAGAGACAUGGCACAGAAUUCACACUCAUAACCCACCCCAAGACUGGAGUAAAGUGGUCUGGUUCUCAUUUGGAGUGCCGCGGUUUGCAUUUAUAACCUGGCUGGCGGUGAAGAAUAGACUUUCCACUGGUGCUAGAAUGCGUGCUUGGGGUCAAACACAAGGUUGUCUGUUUUGUGGGGAACCCUUUGAGUCGAGAGACCAUUUGUUUUUUGCCUGCCUUUUUACCUAUAUGCUUUGGAUCGAAACAGUAGGCACUUUGUUAGGGAGACCCCCUGAUCCGGACUGGGAAACCACUCUACAGUACCUUACGACGCAUAGUUUUGGUUACCUCAACUACAUUCUUCUGAGACUGGUUUUUCAAACUACUAUCUACAUGAUUUGGAGGGUGCACAAUGAUAGGAAGCCUCUUAAGAAGCCAACAUGGUCAACUGGCCAAGAUCAUCGACAAAACUGUGAGAAAUAG